This is a messenger RNA of Monascus purpureus, 973 nucleotides long. The record is from the annotation of a GenBank genome assembly. Lineage: Eukaryota; Fungi; Ascomycota; Eurotiomycetes; Eurotiales; Aspergillaceae.
CACAUUGCAUCCUCUCAGCUGUCCCCGUCGACCUCGCAACAUGAAGGGCCCCGAGGCCCAGGAUGCCUUCCAGUAUGAAGCGCUGCUGUCUUCCCUGAAAACAGGGGCGUUGUGUGGAACUGGCGGUCUUCUCUAUGGAGGCAUUUUUGGAGUCAUUAGAUCACCACAUCCAGUGAUUCAUUCCAUUUCCUAUGGUAUUCACUGGUUCGCAUGUGGAACAUCCUUCUGGUGGUUGAGAAGCAAUAUUCUGAAGCUUCAUUACCAAGAUAAUGCAUCUCCCGAUCAGCGAGCUUAUACUAGUGCUUUUUCUGGCGGUAUCGCCGGCGGAGGCGUAACGAAACUCAUGGGAGGCCGACUCGUUCCGGGCUUGGUCAUCUUUUCGCUACUGGGAUAUCUCGGCCAGCGCUCGUAUAAUGCGAUUGAUAGAUGGCAAAUGGAGCGUGAGAAUAACCCAUCUGUGCCGCUUGCACAACGAAUGGCUGCAUCCAAAUGGAUCCCCAUCAAAUCCCUUUCGGAUGACGAGUAUAGGGCUAUCCUGACAGAGAAGGCAUUGAGCAUCGAGGCUGAAAUUGCCAUUAUCGAUGAGAAGAUCGAGGAACUUCAAAAGUACAGAUCUAAUGGGUUGAAAACAGCACCACCGUCCAGCUCUACGGCAAAAUAAUUGCGAAGCACUUGCUCGGGGGCGAACUAUUGAUAUCUGGAUUUAGGGUCUGAAACAAGCCAAUUUCCAUUGGGUUUGAGCUCAGAAAUUCGCGCAACCUUUUGAGAUUUCAUAUACAACGGAUGUGCGUGGAGGGAUAUAUUGAAUAUUCUAACAGCAGUCAAAGAUAACUCUUAUAUCCGUGAUUUCGGAGAUAGCCUGGAUUCGGACACCCCAAUAAUAAAACAUGCACCGUGUAUUGGUAUAUAUAAAAAUUAUUGAAAAGUGCGCUAUAAUAUAUUACAGCACUUAAUAUGAUAUGUCACUACACAG